Messenger RNA from Dioscorea cayenensis subsp. rotundata (Guinea yam), 2123 nucleotides. RefSeq lists its product as uncharacterized. Bases 161 to 2002 code for a protein of 613 amino acids. The transcript has 3 exons. Lineage: Eukaryota; Viridiplantae; Streptophyta; Magnoliopsida; Dioscoreales; Dioscoreaceae. The record is from RefSeq and is a predicted model, not a curated record.
UCGUUGGUUCCCAGAAAAACAGCUGUGAUUCUUUGAAGUGCAUUUCAUAUUCAUUUUAGGGUUUGGAGACUUUUACUUGUAACAGUUUUGUACUGAUUUAACUAUUUUUAUGAUUUGUCAAAACAAUGGGAAGCAAGAACCCUAACCCUAAAGACGAAGGAUGGAAUGUGAUAGCGGCAAUGCGGAGCUAGCUCAUGUCAAACAAGUUGUUGCGGAGAAAAUCCAAAACAAAGAUUAUAUCGGCGCAAGGAUCAUCAUACAAAAGGCAUUGAAGAAAUUUCAUAAUUUGGAAUACAAUGAUGAAAUGCUUCUUGUUUGUGAGAUCCUAUGCUCCUCUAAGAUUGAACUCCCGGGCUGUGGCGUAGACUACUACUGGCUUCUGCAGCUCUUCCCUUCAGUAGAGAGUUCGGUCAUUGAAGAACAAUAUCAUAAGCUGGUUUCCUUAUUGAAACCCAUAAAGGAGCAUUUCCCAGGCACUAAUCUGGCCCUCGAGUUUCUGGACAAUGCUUACACUGUGCUCUCUGAUCCGGUUAAACGUGCCGCUUUUGAUGCAAAACGAAAUGGAACACAUUACUGUGAAAAAAAUGGUGACACUGUUCCAUUGUUAGAAGACAGUCAUCAGAAAUCGAAUUGCAUUGCUAAUCAAAUUGAUUAUUAUGAUUUUAAUAACAUUCGGAAACCGGGCCUCUUCUCUGUUGGUCAGGUUUGGGUGGUUUAUGAUGAAGAGAACCGACCAUGUCGUUAUGCUCAAAUAGAUAGUAUCCACCCUGGAUUUCUAAUGCAAGUGAGAUGGUUCAAGCCAUGCCCGGAAUCGAUGUUUGAGAAGCUGUGGUGCAAUUCUGGCUUACCUGCUGCUUGUGGACAGUAUAACAUAGAUACAACUAAAACUACUCUGAAUGGGCAUAUGAUGUUUUCGCACAUCCUUUCAAACUAUAAACUGAAACAAUCGCUCGAGGUAUUUCCUCGAAAGUUCGAGGUUUGGGCUAUUUAUAAAGACUGGAAUACUGAAUGGUGUUCUAAGCCUGGAUUGAGGAAAAGCAGUGGCUUUGAAAUUGUCGAGAUUUUGACAGAUUAUAUGAAAGAUGUUGGUGUUAGUGUUGUCCGUCUGGCAAAGGUUGAUGGAUUCAGGAAUGUGUAUCAGAGAAGGUUAAAGAGAGGAAAGGAGAUAUGUUUUCAGAUUUCUGCUAGCAAUACGGUCAUGUUUUCUCACAGCAUCCCCGCAUUUCGUUUUGUAGGCGGAGAGAUUCAUGGCAUUACUUGUGGCAUGUUGGAGCUUGAUCCUAUGGCUGUCCCUCAUAAUUUGGUCAGUUUAGCUGUUACAACAGCUCAUGAAACAACUGAAGAGAUUAAAUUCAGAAAUGUCGAAAACCAAAAACCAAACUGGUCAGCUAAUGAUUUCAAGGCCGGUCAAGUAUGGGCAGUAUAUGUUGGUCCUGAUGCAAUGCCUCGGGCUUUCGUCGAAGUACAUUAUGUAGUUCCACCCAGUAAAGUAUGUGUGGCAUUCUUAGAAAAUCAUACGAUGACUAAUGAAGAAAGCCUGCCAAUCGUAUGCGGUGUAUUCCAUGCUGGCAAUAGAAUGGUUAGCAUGGAAAUGUCGAGGUUCUCACACAUUGUUGAUUGUCAUAAGAUUUCAAUGAAUUCUUUCUACAGAAUUUUUCCAAGAAAAGGCGAAAUUUGGGCAAUGUACAAGAAUUGGAACAUUAGAUGGAAAAAGUCUGAUUUGGUUGGCUACCAAUGCCGGAUAGUUGAGAUACUUUCUGACUACUCAGAGGAAAAUGGUAUUAGGGUUUGUAACUUGAUUGAAGUGCCAGGAUGCAUGACCUUGUUUCAUAGGAAAUCGCAUGGGGGAUUCCACUUAACACAGCAAAUAUCGAAAAUAGAAAUGCUCAGUUUCUCACAUCAAAUUCCUGCUUUCGCAGUUCGAUUAACAAGAAACGAUUGUAUUCCGCAAGGAUCAUGGUAUCUCGAACCUAAUGCUUUACCGCUGAAAUGGAUCAAUUGAAUUCAUGAUCAGCUACAACAUCCACUUGAUUUUGUCAUACUUGUUUUUGUUAACUUAAGUGUCUUUCUGUGUAUUUCUCAUGAUAUUGUCAAAUCGUGCCGGUUUUGAUCUCUUUGAAGAA